Molecule: messenger RNA, 1068 nt
Organism: Talaromyces stipitatus ATCC 10500
Lineage: Eukaryota; Fungi; Ascomycota; Eurotiomycetes; Eurotiales; Trichocomaceae
Product: trans-aconitate 2-methyltransferase, putative
Exons: 2
Coding region: 1-1068 (355 amino acids)
Molecular function (GO): trans-aconitate 2-methyltransferase activity
Source: RefSeq, a predicted model, not a curated record
AUGUCGCCAAAAGGCGAUCGCCAAUCUAUUAAGAAACUGCGAAAAUCGGAUAUUUCUGCCAGUCCUCCGAGACUCGCUCGACCUUCCCGCCUGAUGAGGUUUAUAUCUUCUAGUUCUGUUCUCUAUCGCCAUCGGCUUGGCACCUCUAUCACAAAGGCUGAAGGUUUCCCCGCGUUUCGGCAAGCCUUCCGAACAGCGUUAUCGCCACCAAAACAACAAAAACAACACUUGGUCAGAAUGUCGUCUACAGACACAAACACAGGAUACAGACAAGCCAAAGACUGGAAUGCAACUCAAUAUCUCAAAUUUGAACAAGAGCGCACUCGACCUGUUCAUGAUCUUCUGGCUCAAAUCCCUAUUUCUUCUCCACGACGCGUGGUGGAUCUAGGAUGUGGCCCUGGUAAUUCCACGGAGGUGUUGGCGGCACGAUGGCCUAACGCGCAGGUCUCAGGCAUGGAUUCAUCGCCUGAUAUGAUUGAAAAGGCUCGCGGAAGACUACCAGAUACGAAAUUCGAGCUGGGUGAUUUGAAUACAUGGGCGCCUACCGACAACAAGGAAAAAGUAGAUGUGUUCUUUUCGAAUGCAGUGUUCCAAUGGGUUCCGUCUGAGAAGAGAUUGCCGCUUAUUGCUCGGUUUAUUGAGAUGCAGGCUCCUGGCGGUGUAUUUGCCUUUCAGGUUCCUGAUAAUUUCCUCGAGCCAUCGCAUGCCAUGAUGCGUGAGACGGCUUCCGAUGCGGAUAAGCCGUGGUUUCCUGUUCUUCAAAACCGCCAACCGGCACUUGCGCGGUUCCAGUCUACACAGGAAAUCUACGAUGCAUUGAUCCCGUUAUGUCGGAGUCUUAAUAUAUGGCAUACACACUAUUACCACAUCCUGGAGAGUCAUGAGGCAGUUGUCGAAUGGGUCAAGGGGACGGGGUUGAGGCCGUUUAUUGAUCCGCUAUCAGAGGAGGAUAAGAAAGGGUUUGUAGCGGCGUAUUUGGAGCGGUUGAAGAAGGUGUAUUCUGUAUCAGUGGAUGGGAGGGUCCUCUAUAAGUUUCCGAGAUUGUUUGUUGUUGCUGUUAGGAAGUAA